Molecule: messenger RNA, 603 nt
Organism: Nicotiana tabacum (common tobacco)
Lineage: Eukaryota; Viridiplantae; Streptophyta; Magnoliopsida; Solanales; Solanaceae
Product: protein FAR1-RELATED SEQUENCE 5-like
Source: RefSeq, a predicted model, not a curated record
AUGAUAAACUUUAAGCGUCAAUUUCCUAAUAGUCCUUUCGUGGUGGAUAGAUUUGUUAAAGAGCAUAAUCAUGAGAUGGCUUCACCGAAAAAGAGUCACUUGUUAAGAUCUACUCGUUCAAUAACUAAAACCAAAGGGCUAGUGAUUGAAAAUAAGGUUAACGUUGGUAUAAAGCCGACUGCAACAUAUUCUUACUUGGCAGAAGUUUCUGGAGGGACUGAUGUUUUAGGUUAUUCAAAAAAAGAUUAUUUUAAUUUUAUACAUGAGUUGAUGAAAUCUAAGGUGGAAGCUGGGGAUGCUCAGAGUGUUGUUAAUGAAUUUAAUAACAGACAAGCAAAUGAGACACUCUUUUAUUGGGAUGUUCAGCUUGAUUUGGAAGGGAGUAUAACUAACUUCUUUUGGAGAGAUGGUCGAUCUAGAAUUGACUAUGAGAUAGUUGGUGACGUUGUGUCUUUUGAUACCACAUAUCGAACAAAUAAGUAUCGUAUGAUUUGUGCACCAUUUAUUGGAAUAAAUCAUCAUUGGCGGAAUAUAAUUUUUGGUUGUGCUUUUUUAUCUGAUGAGUCUGCAGAAUCUUUCAAAUGGUUGUUCUCUACAUUUUAA